Blepharisma stoltei is the source of this 669-nucleotide messenger RNA. The record is from the annotation of a GenBank genome assembly. Lineage: Eukaryota; Ciliophora; Heterotrichea; Heterotrichida; Blepharismidae.
AUGGAAAGUAAUUUCCGCAAACGUUUUCAAGACCGAAUUCAGCCAGGCAAUUUUGCAGAAGUGUUUGAUACAAAAAUUCCAAUAAAUAAGUCGCUUAAACUAACCCAAAUCCAUAAUGAACCAUCCCCAAUCCAAAAUGGAUACUUAUGCAGGAUGACUCCUUUGGCAAAGCCACGAAAGCUGUCCUUUCAGCAAAAAAUAAAAGCAGUGUAUGAAUCAAGUCCACCUAAAAACGAGAGCCAAAAGCAAAUAGGGAUAAAUACAGAAAUAUAUUCACAAAAAGCACCUUCAGUUAAUUUCAAUCAGCUUCGAGCAUCAUGGCACAAAAGUACAAUGUCAGCAAGUUUCACUGAAGACCAUAGCAAUAUAAUUUCGCAGAAUUAUAACAUAGCCAGCAAAAUUCCAGUCCAAAACACUAUAAAGAUUCAAAAUAAUGGUGCUUAUGAUACCAGUGAAAAAGAUUUUAUAUCAUCUAAAUACGUAUCUUUUUAUGCAUCUAGGAAUACCACAGCAGGCAGUGAAAUUGGAAACAAUGGCAAUCCUUAUGCAGUCAAGGAUUACAUGCAAGUGAAAAAAUCCGAUUACAUUACCUUAGGAGUGCUAAGUCAACCUAUCGAUGUUAUGAGACGCAAAACAGAAACAGUGAAAAAAGGCACACAGAAACCGUAG